AUGAAACAUGAUAACCUGCUACUGCACAACCUGCCCCAACACUAUCAAGAAAAUGAGGGACCUGAAGUCCUAUCAAGAACAUUCAAUUUGCAUGUAGCACUAACUCCAUUUCAAAUUCCCUGCUUGUCUGGCUGUCUCAAAAGACAGCUUUCAGAUAAUUACAUCCAUAAGGAACCCAGUCCAUGUACUCCAAGACCAAGAUAUAAAGAGUUCAGGAAAUUCCUUCAUUGCUGCAAGCUUCCCUGAUGAGCAGAAAGGAAGCACAGAUGACUUGCUCUAUGUGUACUGCCAGAAGACAACUGAGCAAGGGAAAAGUCUCCAUGUACAUUUGUUAAUGGAUGUACACCUUAUAGUAGUGGAAAAGACCCUCAGCCAAUAGGCUUCCCUGCUGAACAAUACUAUGAUGUCACUGAGCUGGCCAAAAAAAAAAAAAGUAAUGUGUGUAUGAAUGAUGAACUAUCAUUGUGCCUGCCAUUUUCCCCCUCUUGCCCCUACCCUACACACAUUUCUAGGUAUACCAUGUUCCCAAACUUCAGCUCACUUGAGGGUUGAGACACUGGGAUCAAUUCAAGCAGUCAUCAACCUUUCCAUCCCAGUAUCUCUAGCAAGACUUUUGACAUGGUUGUUCUGAGGAAAACCAGAGCCUCAGAAGCCAACAGAGCUAUUAGCACAGCUGCCAUUCCCCACAAAAGCUUGAUGGAUUACUCACUUUCCAAGUUUGUUGAAGAAAAUGGUCAUAUGUAUUUUUCAAAUCCACCAAAGACAGUGGCACCCAACCCUAUUUAAGAGCUCAAAUAUAACUUUUCUCCAAGAAUAACCAAUAUGCUACAAAACACUGAAAGGGCUCUAGAGAUCGCAACAGUCAGAAACAUUUCUGCUGCUCUGUCACAAGUGACACCUCCUAAAGGGUGCACUGCAUGCUUACUUCAAGGUGACCAUCCCCAUGAAUCAAUUCUGCAAAAACAGUACUCCUUCAGCCCCACAAUAAACAACCUUCUGAAAAUCACUGACGUGUUGAAAAAAGAAGCAUUGUAGAGGUGGCAGCUUUCAGGAAGGCCCAAAUUUGAACCCCUUCCAAAAUCUGCAUGUUCACUUUCCUAUAAAGACUUCAAGUCCAGCUAUUUGGAUCAACACACAACAUUGAAAAACCCAGUCAGCCUAAGUAAGCCAAGCUUACCGCUGGAUGUAAACCAUGAAGAAAGUGGAAUUUUGUUGCACAGACUUUGCCAUCAAGAAACAUGUCUGCCUGCAUGGAGACCAGAGGAUGGGCCAAGAGAGAUAACACUGCCUGAAUGGAUCGCCAGCGGUGAAGUUCCUCAGCUCCAGACAGGGCAGAUGGAGCUUCAACAUUCCUUCUCUAUGACAGCAGCACAAAAACAUGUACAUGAUUCUGUAAAAGGAGAGGAAAAAAUCCUCACAGAUAACACUACUGAAAGAGACACAAGAACUAUUCAAGGAGCUUCAGGAAUAGCUGAGGAUCAGAAGAGGCUGAAAGAAGAGGAUCAGAAUAGAGGCUGCUUCCAUUUAUGA
Messenger RNA from Haemorhous mexicanus (house finch), 1530 nucleotides. It is a transcript of the gene SPMIP4, whose product is annotated as sperm microtubule inner protein 4. Gene Ontology annotation, cellular component: centrosome. The record is from RefSeq and is a predicted model, not a curated record. Lineage: Eukaryota; Metazoa; Chordata; Aves; Passeriformes; Fringillidae.